GCGGGACGGGACGGGACGGGACGGGACGGGCGGUCCCCCGGGGCCAGGUGACGGGCUGCUCGGUUCGCCGGAGCAGAGGCGGCCGGAGGCGGCGGGCUCCCGAGGGCGAGGAGAGACCGGCAAGGCGGCGGGCUGCGAAGGCGGGAGUCUCCCUGCGCUGCCGGGCUGAGGAUGGUUGCCUGGGGAAAACAGCACUGCUGUGUUGGCAGAAUACAGGACAUUUUCUUGAAAUUCAGGAUUGUUCUAGCAGUUCUUUUACUUCAUUUGUUCCUGGCUACAGCAGGCAAAGAUCAGGAGGAUUUCCUAGGACGAUAUAAAGCUGUCUUUAAGACUGCAUGUGAAGAUCCUUGGAUUAUGUCACCAAGAAUUUCUCUGCAUCCCUUGAAAGAAUUCCUUGUCUGUGUGCAUCUCAAGCUAUAUUCCUCAAAUAGUCCCUGGACAGCUUAUGUUUACAAUCAAGAAACAGCUCACACCAAUCUCUCUUCAGAUAAGUACAAUCUUGGACUUACAGGACAUCAUAAUAAAUUGAGGAUAUGGUUGUUUGGAUAUCAGAUAAAUACAACAGCAAGACUUCAAGAAAACACUUGGAACCAUAUAUGUAUCCAGUGGAAAAGUGAAAAUGUAGAGAUGAAGGUAUUCAUAAAUGGAUCAAAAAAACUAAACAAAAGGCUACCUGGGAAAGUUAAUUUCCCUGGAAAAGGGAAGUUCUUACUUGGCUGUUCAAAGCUGCCAGGUACAGCUACAUCACCUGACCUGGGCAUGACUGGGGAGCUGUACAUGUUCAGAAUGUGGGAUAAAGCAAAUAUAAAGCAAUCUGUGGGCUGUGAAGAUAGUGGUGUUAUACGCUGGAGACAGGAGGACUGGGUCUAUAAUAAGACAGUAGAAGACGAUGACUCUUUGCCAUGUGUUGAAACAACUUCUACGUUGCCUGACAGAAAACUGAUAACAGAAGAAACAGAUGCAACAACGAGUUCUGAUAUGACUUCAGAGGAGACUACACAAACUGCAGUUCCUAACAUCACUGAUUAUCGUUCCACCUUAACGCCAGGAGAAACGAUUUUAUGCAACAUAACACCUGUGUGUAAUUUUUCAGUGUUCUACGUGGGCAAGGUAGAACUUCGGGCAAAUGAAGAAAAUAACACAUCACUAAAGAUAAAUAACGUAACUGUGAACAAUCAAGUUACAAAAGUAACUGCAAUUCCACCACCUACCCCACAAGAACUGAGAAUUUCAGAGUUCAACAAAACCUUGCAAGAAUUAAGUGAGUCCUCUGUUAUGAAAUGCAGUUCAGAAAACCAGAGUAUAUACUGCAAUUUCAUAGUGAAGCUGUCUGAGAGAGAAAAUAUAAGUAGUUUAACAGACAAAGAAGAAACAAGCCAAGUUGAACGGUGCUGCUGUUCAUCACCAAAGUAUUGUUCCUUGACUGCUGAAGAGCUACAGAUGUUUACUAUACAAGUGCCUUCUCAUUCUGUAUGGAUUCCUUUCCGCCAUCCUCCUCCUCUCCCUAAGAAGACUUCAGGCAAACCUAAAGUUUUUAUUUCCCCCACUGUGCAUUCUACCAAACAAAGCCCCACAAUUAGACCACUGAUCCCACCAUUCACAAAACAUUCUUUUUCUGGAACUCUCUCUACAUCUCCCACUACAGAUCCUCUCACUGAAACUUUUACCACAUCAGCUACUGAAACUUCUGUGCCUUCCACCAGUGUUACCACUACACUUUCUUCUUCUGAGUCUCUGGCGCAACCUACCAUACCUACUUUUCCUUCCAUAGCUUCUAAUAAAUCUGUCACUAUUGCCACACCUGCAACAAAAAUUGUUACUAAUGCUGCUUUCUCAAUUAAAUCUGAUGCUACAUAUCUUCACAAGCCUAUUACAAUAAUUUCUCCUUCUGUAGGUUUCACUAAACAUUCUGCAGCUUCUUCUGAGCUUACCCACAAACCUUCAGUAGCCAUGCCCCACUUUAAGACUACCACCAAAUCUGUUACACAAAUUCAUUCUGCUGCAGAUUCCACCCAACCUAUUUCUGGUAACAAAAGUGUUACACCAGCACCUAUUCUUCCCCUUACUCCUUUCACAAUAACUUUGACCCCUACUGUUAGUCCUGUCAACCAUUCUGUCUCAGCUUCUCAUCCUCAUUCUACUGCCGAUGGCCAUGGUAGCCUGCCUAAUGGGAGUACAGGAAAGACAUUGUCAGCUACCACAUACACAACUUCUGUAUAUACCACUAUUAGUGUCGCUACAGCCGAGCAAAUCGUGUCCCAAAUAGAAAAUGAUUUAGCAGAUGGAAAAGUAGAGCCAAAAGAUGUAGAAAGGAUGGUUAGUGAAGUUAGUCAAGUCCUGACUGCUUCUCAACCAUUACCACCACGAAUUUCUAACAGAAUUAUAAAACUAGUAGAUUAUAUUGGCUUAAAACUGAACUUUUCAACAACAUUUGCUGAUUUUGGCUCCCCUUCCUUGGCACUGGCAGUUAUCAAAACCAAUAGCAUCCGCUCACAUCAAAUGUCUUUUACUGUCCAGGACUCAACUGAUCUACAGAUCUCUCUAGGCAUCGAUGCAAUUAAUGAUUUAAAUAAUCUUGGAUCAAUUACACUUCCCUCAUCACUGCUGACAAAUUUACCCCCUGAAGAGUUGGACUUGGCUUCUAGAAUUAUAUUCAACUUCUUUAAAAAGACAACUGUGUUCCAGGAUCUAUCCUUGAAGAAUGCAUCUUUAAUCAGCAAUGUCAUAUCAUCAAGUGUUGCUAACCUCACAAUUGGGAACUUAAAGGAAAAUGUUACUGUCACUUUACAAAAUAUCAAACCUAAUCAGGACAAUUCAACAGUUAGAUGUGUUUUUUGGGACUUUAGUAAAAAUGGUGGAAAUGGAGGCUGGUCACAUGAAGGUUGCAUAGUUAAAGAAAGUAGAGUGAAUGAAACAGUCUGUUCAUGCAACCACCUCACAAGCUUUGCAGUUUUGAUGAACUUGUAUGGAAAUACUCCUUUGAAUCCCACACAAGAAUUGGUACUGACUUUUAUAUCCUAUAUAGGCUGUGGCCUCUCUGCAAUUUUCCUUUCCAUUACUCUUGUGACCUACAUAGCUUUUGAGAAAAUCCGGAGAGAUUACCCAUCCAAAAUCCUUAUUCAGCUGUGUGCUGCGUUACUUCUGCUCAACUUAGUUUUCCUCCUUGACUCAUGGAUUGCGUUAUAUGAUAAACGAGGCCUCUGCAUUGCAGUUGCAGUAUUUCUUCACUAUUUCCUCUUGGUUUCCUUCACUUGGAUGGGCCUAGAAGCUUUCCACAUGUAUCUGGCCCUUGUGAAAGUCUUUAAUACCUAUGUACGGAAAUACAUUCUUAAAUUUUGCAUUGUUGGUUGGGGGUUACCAGCAGUAGUUGUGUCCAUCGUGUUGGCAGUAUCACCAGAUAAUUAUGGACUUAUAACCACUGGGAAGGUUUCAAUAAACAGCCCGGAUGAAUUCUGCUGGAUUAAAAAUAGAGUUGUCUUCUAUAUUACUGCUGUGGGAUACUUUUGCCUGAUAUUCCUGAUAAAUAUCAGCAUGUUCAUUGUGGUGCUGAUCCAGCUGUGUCGUAUCAAAAAGAAAAAACAACUCGGCGCUCAAAGAAAAACCAGUAUUCAAGACCUUAGGAGUGUUGCUGGCCUCACAUUCUUACUGGGAAUUACUUGGGGAUUUGCUUUUUUCACAGUAAAUGAUGUGUUUACUUAUCUCUUUACCAUUUUCAACACUCUGCAAGGGUUCUUCAUUUUUAUCUUCUAUUGCGUAACAAAGGAGAAUGUCCGUAAACAAUGGAGAAGAUAUCUCUGUUGUGGGAAAUUCAGGCUGGCUGAAAACUCUGACUGGAGUAGAACUGCUACUAAUGGUUUAAAGAAGCAGACUGUAAAUCAAGGAGUAUCCAGUUCUUCCAAUUCCUUACAAUCAAACAGUAACUCCACUAACUCUACAACACUGCUAAUGAAUAACGAUUAUUCAGUGCACAUGAAUGGAAAUGGCCAUCUUUCCAAUGAGAAGAAUGGUGUCUCUUUCACUGUACAGAACGGUGAUGUGUGUCUCCAUGACUUUUCAGGCAAACAACAUGUAUUUCAAGAAAACGAUGAUACAGGCAGCCAAAAAAGCCACAUGUCACUCAGAAGGACUUCAAGGAGAGGAAGCCUAAGUUUUAUUGAGAAAAUGUGAUUUCCUUUUAAACAGUACAUUGUUUUACAGUGUGAAAUAGAGAUUUCCUUUCAACAGUUUUACACAAUGUGAGCAGACCAAGAACUGAUUUUAUUUAAUAUAUGGUACUGGAACUUCAAGGCAGCCAUGCAGUGGAUUGACAAGGACUAUUAAUUAUUUAAAGAGAGAGGAAAAAAAAGAAGCUACUAUUUUGACAAAGUAUCUUGGAUGUCAAAUUACAUCUGGUAUAUUUCCAUUUUGAUUCUUCAUUAGAGAUAUUUUGAGGUGUUUUUUUACAUUUAAAGGAAAGUUUUCUUUAGACUUCUUUCAUUACAACUAAGUUUAUAUGGCUAUAACGCGUAGUAGUAUAAGGAUGUUAUCUUUAAAAACGUUAGCUACACUGUCUUCAACCUUUUGUACAUUGUAUUAGUAAGCUCUCUAGUGAUGUACAUAAACAGAAGCAUAUCAGCCUUUAAGCAUCUUAAUGAUACUUUUAUGUAUAUGAUUCUAUGAUACUUUUAUAUUUAUUUCUUGUAAUAUAAAUUUAAAUAUUCUUAUGUAUAGAAAAAUAAUUGGUGUUUUGUUUUAACUUUUAUUGUAAGUUUGUGUUUUUUCUUUAACUGAGAGAAUUAACUUUACCAUAGAACGAAGCAGGAGUUAGUUUGUUCAGUAUGUGGAAUCACUUACAGUGGUUUGAAUAUUUUCACUAGAUACAGAACUGUAAAUACAGUGUCGGUCUUGAACCUUUAGCAACCUCUUAGUUCGCCACAGAGGGACAGAACCUGGGUAUCAUCAAAUCAGAAUGAGAGAGGGAUCAAUAAAGUAGGGAGUAGGUUAUUAAAGACAAUGAAGCUACAUUAGUGGCUUGAGUAAGUCCCUAGGAGCUUUUACCGUUGAUUUCGGCAGGUUGAUGUUUUAUCUUGAGUGGUGGUUCCAAGGAUUAAACACACUGCCAUUUCCCAGUUGCAAUGAUAAAGGAAACAGAAGUGUUACUUUUUGAAGAAAAAAAAAAACCUACAGAGAAUAAAUGCUAGCUGCUGUAUUUAUUAGCCAAGAAAUUGUUUCAUUGUGGCUGUUUUGUAAGGGGCAGUUCUUGAGUUACUCUAAUGAGUAUUUUGGCUUGUGCUUUGCUUAGCCCUUGGUUGCCAAGCCAAAUCCUGAGGCCUUAGCUCAGUAAUUCCUGAAAGAAAAAUGGAUUCCUUUUGUGAUAUUUGUCUGAAAAAGAUGAAUUUUGGCUCUUCACGCAUAACAGCUGAAAGCCCAUCCAACAUUUUGAGGAUUCUUCCUGAGUAGAAAUUAGCUGGAGCCUUGGUUGUGCCUCUUCCUCCUGACGCAGGUGUGCAGCUGUGGCCGUUACUUUUUUCCCCUUGUGUUCUUGGGAAAAGGCUGGAUGAUCCUGGAGCAAGAGCUAGAACAAAUGUGUGCCACAUUGCAGAGUGCCAGACCCUGUGAAGGGGUUUUUUUUGAGGCAACUGCAGGCUGGAGGGGGGCAAGAGCUUUGCUUUCCCAGAGGAGGCAGUAGGAAGCCCUGAGAACACUCCACUCAACAAAAAGCAUGAGUUAAAUGCCUCCUAUCUGGGGCUUAGUUGUAGCUGAGCAACGGAACCUCUUUGGUACUCAACCUUCUUGUGGCUCUAACAUGCAACAAGGGGGUUCUUCCAGUCACCUGUGGCCACGACUGCUCUGAAUAUGCUUCCACAGUGAGAACUGAAAGUAUUUGUUGUGUUUAUCCACAAAGGUUUAACUGCAUGCUAAUAAAAGACCAUACUGGAAUGCUAGUAGCUGGAAUGCAUUUCUGUGAACGCUUUAACCAUUUGGCUAAUUGCCUUUGCACUGUUUCUUGUAAAUUUAUUUAAUGUUCUUAUAUUUAUAUUUUCAACUGUAAAAACAAAGUAAUAAAUUUACAGCAAGUACAACAAGUGAAAUACAUAAACUUUGUCUUUUAGAGAAA
Molecule: messenger RNA, 6097 nt
Organism: Colius striatus (speckled mousebird)
Lineage: Eukaryota; Metazoa; Chordata; Aves; Coliiformes; Coliidae
Gene: ADGRG2
Product: adhesion G protein-coupled receptor G2
Exons: 28
Coding region: 172-4167 (1331 amino acids)
Biological process (GO): adenylate cyclase-activating G protein-coupled receptor signaling pathway; cell surface receptor signaling pathway
Cellular component (GO): membrane
Molecular function (GO): G protein-coupled receptor activity
Source: RefSeq, a predicted model, not a curated record